CCCUUUUCCCUUCCGGGAAGAUGCUAGGGAUGACAGCUAUUGGCCUGACUCAACUGUUUCUCUGGUAGAGCAGUUGGGGGCCAGACAGCCCCAUGAAGGCAUUCCCUUCCUUCUUCCUCUGCUCAGGAGAAAACUUAGAAACUUUUAAAUGUAAGAGGCAGAUGAGCUAGAAACCUGGAAGUGGGUUGCAUCUGACUCUGAAAGUUCCUCCCUCGCUGGCAUUACCUUAUGCUGCCACAAAGUGAACCACUCACUGACGAAGGCAGAGCCUCCCCGGCACUGCUGGGACCCUGCCUCAAAGAGUCCUCCUGUGACUUGAACAGAGCCUUGUAGUCUGUCUUCUUGGUUAAUGACUUGGGCUGUCUUACCAGCCCCCAUUCUGUGCCUUGUCUGAGGUCCUUGUCCAUCUCUGAGAUCGGGCAGCUUCUCUCUCUUGGUUGGGUCACCUUAAGCGGGAAACUGAAGCCAUUACUCUCCAAACCCUGUUUCAUAUUCCCAAGUAUGUCGGAAACCUGGCAGCAGCCACCGCAGACGCAGCCGCAGCAGCCGCAGCCCCCACAGCCUCAGCACCAUGCAGAGCCACCGCCGGCGCUGGCGGAACACACGCUGCCCCCUGGCACGGCGGAGAACCCCCUGGGCUGUGCUGUCUACGGCAUCCUCCUGCAGCCAGACCCGGGCCUGCAGCCCCCACAGCAUGCACCCCUGCAGGCAGCAGGUGAGCCAGGCCCCAAAUGCGGCGUGUGUGGCCAUGACCUGGCACACCUGGCCAGCCCCCACGAGCACCAGUGCCUGGCAGGUCACGACCGCUCCUUCCAGUGCACGCAGUGCCUCAAGAUCUUCCACCAGGCCACUGACCUGCUGGAGCACCAGUGCGUGCAGGCCGAGCAGAAGCCCUUUGUCUGCGGGGUCUGCAAGAUGGGCUUCUCACUGCUCACCUCACUGGCACAGCACCACAGUGCGCACACCGGCCUGGUGAAGUGCUCCAUAUGUGAGAAGACCUACAAGCCAGCAGAGGCCGCUGAACCGGCCGCCGCCACCGCUCCGGCACUUCCCCCGGCGCACCCGCCGGCUACUGUGGUCCCCGCUGAGCAGGCCGACAAGCCCUACAGCUGCCCCAUCUGCCAGAAGCCCUUCAAGCACCUGUCGGAGCUCUCACGGCACGAGCGGAUCCACACGGGUGAGAAGCCGUACAAGUGCACGCUGUGCGACAAGAGCUUCAGCCAGUCGUCGCACCUGGUGCAUCACAAGCGCACGCACAGCUCUGAGCGGCCCUACAAGUGCGCCGUCUGCGAGAAGACCUUCAAGCACCGCUCGCACCUGGUGCGCCACAUGUACGCGCACUCGGGUGAGCACCACCUGUUCCGCUGCAACGUGUGCGAGCUGCACUUCAAGGAGUCGUCGGAGCUGCUGCAGCACCCAUGCACGCCGAGCGGCGAGCGGCCCUUCCGCUGCGGCGAGUGCCAGAAGGCCUUCAAGCGGCCGUCGGACCUGCGGCAGCACGAGCGCACGCACAGCGCCGAGCGGCCCUUCAAGUGCGACCUGUGCCCCAUGGGCUUCAAGCAGCAGUACGCGCUGAUGCGGCACCGGCGCACGCACAAGACAGAGGAGCCCUUCAAGUGCGGCCUGUGCGAGAAGGGCUUCGGGCAGCCCAGCCACCUGCUCUACCACCAGCACGUGCACACGCUCGAGACCCUCUUCAAGUGCCCCGUGUGCCAGAAGGGCUUCGACCAGUCGGCCGAGCUGCUGCGGCACAAGUGCCUGCCAGGCACGACCGAGCGGCCCUUCAAGUGCCCCGUGUGCAACAAGGCCUACAAGCGCGCGUCAGCGCUGCAGAAGCACCAGCUGGCCCACUGCGCGGCGGCGGAGAAGCCCCUGCGCUGCACGCUGUGUGAGCGCCGCUUCUUCUCGUCGUCGGAGUUCGUGCAGCACCGCUGCGACCCCGCCCGCGAGAAGCCGCUCAAGUGCCCGGACUGCGAGAAGCGCUUCAAGUACGCGUCCGACCUGCAGCGGCACCGACGGGUGCACACUGGCGAGAAGCCCUACAAAUUUGCUUUCUUGACAGCUGUCAGCCUCAAGACAACCCCUCUUUUCUAUGGGACUGGAACCAAGCUGGAAGUCCAGUGA
Molecule: messenger RNA, 2124 nt
Organism: Carlito syrichta (Philippine tarsier)
Lineage: Eukaryota; Metazoa; Chordata; Mammalia; Primates; Tarsiidae
Gene: ZNF319
Product: zinc finger protein 319
Exons: 3
Coding region: 502-2124 (540 amino acids)
Biological process (GO): regulation of transcription by RNA polymerase II
Molecular function (GO): DNA-binding transcription factor activity; RNA polymerase II cis-regulatory region sequence-specific DNA binding
Source: RefSeq, a predicted model, not a curated record